This is a messenger RNA of Nezara viridula (southern green stink bug), 228 nucleotides long. The record is from the annotation of a GenBank genome assembly. NCBI's taxonomy places the organism in Eukaryota, Metazoa, Arthropoda, Insecta, Hemiptera, Pentatomidae.
AUGUCACUAAAAGAGGUGCACGGUGCAGCGCUCACUGGAAGAGCCACUCAUGGAACCAAAGAGUCAUUUGCAGCUCACGAGUCAGAGUUGGUCGAACUUUGCUCUGGAACGAACGCAGUUAGUUCUUCAUGUAUAGUGCAAAAUCCGAAGUAUGUUCAGAAAUCACACAACGGUAAUGGCAACCUGAGGAGGAUUAAUGGAUUGAGAAUAGAAAUCUAUAAUGUCUAG